AUGCUUUCCAAGGUUCUGCCCGUCGCCGCCCUCGCUGGCGCAGCCAUGGCUGCUUGCCCUCUGUCUGUCGAGAUUACUGGCUCGACUGACCACACCCUCAACGUUGCCGUUACCAACAAUGGCGCCGAGGCCGUGACCGUCUUCAAGGGCAACACUGUCCUGAGCGAGCACAACACCAUGGACAUUUUGGUCGCUGAUGAAGAUGGCAAUGACCUCCCCUUUGAGGGUCUCUUUGUCAACUACAAGCGUACCGACAUGGCCCCCUCCAUGUUCCAGACCAUCCAGGCUGGCGAGACUGUCAGUGCUACCGUCAACACUGCCAAGACCUACAACCUCGAGGGUGUCGCCAAGGCCAAGGCCCAAGCCAUCCAGGGUUUCCACUACGUCACUGGCAGCACUGCUCCCAAGACUAUUGCCGAGACCGAGUUUUGCGAGAAUGUCACCUCGGACCCCGUCGACUUUACCGUUGACCAGACCACGGCCGCCAUCUCGCUCGUCACCCGUGACCUCAAGGUUGAAAAGUCCAACUCUCGCAUCAAGGGCCGCUCUGUCAGCUACAGCGGCUGCACCUCGGCCCAGCAGAGCGCACUCGUGACCAGCGUCUCCGACGCCGUCUCCAUGUCGUCGGCCGCCAAGACCGCCGCCGGCCAGAGCGCCGACUACUACACCACCUGGUUCAAGUCGACGUCGGUCCUGACCAAGGUCCAGACCAUUUACCAGGACGUCGUGGGCAUCCAGACCACCUCGCCCACUAUUUCCUGCAAGGACACGUACGGCGACUGCGCCGACGGCUCGGCCCUGCUCUACACCAUCCCCAGCGCAAAGGUCAUUGUCCCCUGCCCCAGCAACGGCUUCUGGGGCUUUGACGAGCUCUCCCCCGACUGCACCGACUUUGACUACGACCGUGCCGGUUCCAUCCUCCACGAGGCCACCCACUUGUACGGCACCGACGACUACGCCUACGGCCCCACUGCCGCCAAGAAGCUGUCCGCUGCUCAGGCUGCUGCCAAUGCCGACACGUACGAGAUGUACGCCGGCUCCGUCCGUCUUGGUGGCUGCAGCGGUUAA
This is a messenger RNA of Pestalotiopsis fici W106-1, 1068 nucleotides long. RefSeq lists its product as uncharacterized. The coding region runs from base 1 to 1068 and encodes 355 amino acids. The record is from RefSeq and is a predicted model, not a curated record. NCBI's taxonomy places the organism in Eukaryota, Fungi, Ascomycota, Sordariomycetes, Amphisphaeriales, Sporocadaceae. Gene Ontology annotation, biological process: proteolysis. The transcript has 3 exons. Gene Ontology annotation, molecular function: metalloendopeptidase activity.